AUGGACGUCGUCGUGUUGAGAGCGGUGCGGGGGCGUGAUGCCAGGUUGCCUUGUGGUCAAGGGAAGGUUUUCCUAGACGGGCCUGACUCUUAUAUACUUUGGCUGAAAAACGACAGGGAUUUUCUUUACAGGUUUCCGAACGAAGACACCGAGGCUAGGUCGGUGAACCAUGAGAGGGUGUUCGGCACUUCGUGCGAUGCUGGCUCGUGCCACGAUGACACUUCCCUUCUAUUAAAACGGGUAUCAGAUCAGGACGCGGGCAUCUACAGAUGUCGAGUGCAUUACCAAGCGUCACCCUCCCUUGACUAUGUGAUCGAAGUAAGGUUGGUCGAGACCCCGGGAACACCAAGAAUAUAUAACGAGGCGGGUGAGGUGAUCAAGCAGGCGCACGUGGGUCCCCUGAGCCUCGGCUCCGAUUUGUCGCUGAUCUGCGAAGUGGACGACGAGCAACCAGACACGCUGGUGUACUGGCGUCGGAACGGCGCGGUCAUCGAGCGCGCACACAGCGCACGGCCCGGUGUCCUGCGAGCUGAGGUGCACGUGCGAAACGCGACGCGCGACGAGCUCGACGCCCACUACGAGUGCCUGGCGCAGAACGCGGACGUCACCGAACCGCUAAGCGCGAGCGUCGUCGUUAGGAUGUACCUGCCGCCUAUCAGCGUUGAAAUCCGUUUGAACCACAACUUUGACUUCGAGGCUGGACAGCCGCGUGUAGUGGACUGUGUUGUGGUGGGUUGUGUUCCACCGCCGUCGAUCACUUGGCAUUUGGGCGAUAACCUGCUAAGACCUAGUGUGCACAAGGAAUUGCACGACGGCAACUACACCGUGUCGUCUUUGACGCUGGCACCAUCGUUGCGAGACAACAAGCACGAGCUGGUCUGCCGGGCACACAACUCACACUUACCAGAUGCAGUAUUCGAAGACAAGGUCACCCUGAACGUUGGAUAUCGACCUGUUUGCCUGACUUCCCGGGAGGAGACCAUUGGUGCCGUCCAACGGGAGGCGGAAACCUUGACCUGUGUGGUAGAAGCAUCACCAGAACCGCUUCAGUUCAGCUGGACCUUUGACGAUUCGAGAAGCCUAUAUACCAGCGUGAAAAAAGUACCUGGUCAUCAUCACCGAUAUUCAUCUACGCUUACGUGGCUACCAAGGGAUGGGGACUUUGGGCUACUAUUUUGUCGCGCUACGAACAGUUUCGGAGAGCAAAAGAAGCCUUGCGUAUACGCUAUCACAAAUGGAGGGCCGCCGCAUCCACCAGACUGCGGGAUUCUACGCUCCUAUCCACACACCGUGCGCGUAGAAUGUCAGAAAGGAUGGGAUGGCGGUCGUCCACAAGUUAUACACUUGGAACUGUACAGCAGCGAUGGUGCUCUCCUACAUAAUGUGUCAAACGCAGCCGGCCUCUUCCACCUGCCGGACGUUGAAGAGGACAAUAACUUGACCGCUAUACUGUACGCCAGCAACGUGCGCGGCAGAAGCAUUUCGAAGACCAUGUACCUACAGACGAUAUCGACAUUGAGCGCAUCGGCCGUAACCGAGAACUCCACGACGGUCACGUGGGAGAGGUGGUUGGAGGCGACGGCGGGCUUGGUGGCUAUCUCUGUCGCCAUUGCCGCGACUGCUAUUUGCGUGCGGAUUAUCAAGAUUCGAAGCGAAAACCUGGAGAACCCCGAUCUAGUUCCCCGCUCAGAUGGUGUAUUUCAUCGGGAACCAGAUUUCGCCCGUGAAGAACGCUUGCUCGGCACUACUAACAUCACAGUGAACCAAUUAGCCGCAUGCCAAAACCAGCAGUAUUCAUCAUCGCCGGUGCCAUCUUGUCGUGUCCUAGUUGGCUGUGGAUCUCGCUCGCCACCACAGGACGCCUGUCCAGCGAGCCAGCACUCCUACUUCGCGGCGGCGACGUUGGCGGACGUGUGCGGCGCGGCCAGCGUGAUAACCGCCGCCUUAGGCCAAAUGGGCCUGGGCCUGGGGCGGCCACAUACUUGGGGCGGCAAAUCG
Molecule: messenger RNA, 1998 nt
Organism: Iphiclides podalirius (scarce swallowtail)
Lineage: Eukaryota; Metazoa; Arthropoda; Insecta; Lepidoptera; Papilionidae
Source: the annotation of a GenBank genome assembly